Molecule: messenger RNA, 1374 nt
Organism: Sardina pilchardus (European sardine)
Lineage: Eukaryota; Metazoa; Chordata; Actinopteri; Clupeiformes; Clupeidae
Product: ankyrin repeat and MYND domain-containing protein 2-like
Exons: 10
Coding region: 1-1374 (457 amino acids)
Molecular function (GO): protein binding
Source: RefSeq, a predicted model, not a curated record
AUGUUCGCCCAGCAGAGCUCGCCGGCUCCGAGGAAAGGUGACCUCACAGCCGCGGAGCGGCAGAUGCUACAGGUUAUCGCUGAUGGGGACAUUGAUGCGGCCGCUCUACUGAUGGGGAGGGCAGAUGUGCGGGUCAACUGCCUGGAUGAGACUGGCAUGACGCCGCUGAUGCACUCGGCCUGUAAGGGGCAGGCGGAGAUCUGCAGGCUGCUGCUGCAGCUGGGCGCUGAUGUCAACUGCAACAAGCACGAGUACGGAUACACUGCUCUGAUGUUCGCUGGGCUAUCAGGUAACGCGGAGAUCACGGGGAUGAUUCUGGACGCAGGUGCGGAGACUGACCAGGUGAACUCAGUGGGCCGCACGGCAGCUCAGAUGGCUGCUUUUGUGGGCCAGCAUGACUGUGUGACGAUGAUCAACAACUUCUUCUCGCGGGAGCGUCUGGACUACUACACGAGGCCGCAGGGGCUGGAGCGAGAGCCCAAACUGCCCCCCAAACUGGCCGCCCCCCUCCACAGAAUAAUCAUGACCACCAACCUCAACCCUGUCAAGAUGGUGAUGUUGGUGAAAGAGAGCCCCCUGCUGGCGGAGGUGGGCGCUCUGGAGAAGUGCUACCGCGUGAUGGACCUGCUGUGUGAGCAGUGUGUGAAGCAGCAGGACAUGAACGAGGUGCUGGCCAUGAAGAUGCACUACAUCAGCUGUGUCCUGCAGAAGUGCCUGGCCUUCCUACGCAACGACAAGCUCGACGCCCUGCUCAGGAGCCUGCUGAAAGGGCGGGACGGGGACGGCUUUCCUCAGUAUCAGGAGAAGUUUAUCCGCGACUGCAUCCGGAAGUUUCCGUAUUGCGAGGCCACGCUCCUGCAACAGCUUGUGCACAGCAUUGCUCCAGUGGAGAUUGGCAACGACCCCACGGCGUUCUCGGUUCUAACCCAGGCGCUGACGGGCCAGAUGGUUCUGUUGGACUCAGAGUUCUGUUCCACGUGUGGAGAGAGAGGCGCUGAGAAGAGGUGCUCCUUCUGCAGAAUGGUGGUGUAUUGUGACGAGGCGUGCCAGAGGCUGCACUGGUUCACCCAUAAGAAGAUCUGUAAAGCCCUGAGGCAGCGCAGCAGUGCAACAGACUCGCCCCGCCUACGAGAACUCCCAGACAACGAGGAUGAGGGCUGUGUGACGGAGGAGAGCCCUGUGACGCAGGAGAGCCCUGUGACGGAGGAGAGCAUCUGCUCGCUGCGGGAGCUACACCUGGGCCCUGAGCAAGGUCACUCCUCCACCUCCAUCCGCAACGUCCGUGCCAAUGCUGACGACGAUGACGACGACGAUGAUGAUGAUGAUGACCACCCAAUCACGUGCCCAGCCUUUCCUGCUGACUUCCACUUCUGA